This is a messenger RNA of Phragmites australis (common reed), 777 nucleotides long. RefSeq lists its product as uncharacterized. Gene Ontology annotation, biological process: transposition. The transcript is spliced from 3 exons. The record is from RefSeq and is a predicted model, not a curated record. The coding region runs from base 3 to 755 and encodes 250 amino acids. NCBI's taxonomy places the organism in Eukaryota, Viridiplantae, Streptophyta, Magnoliopsida, Poales, Poaceae.
GGAUGAGGAAGCAAACGUCCUUGUACCGAAGGACAAGGAGGAGCAGCCGCAGGAGGGAGUCGUCGCCUGCCGCCCCGUCGCGUGAGGAGGAGGAGGAGGAGCAGGUGCCCCAGGAGGACGCCGAGGAGGCGCAGGAGGACGCGCAGGAGGAGGCGCAGGAGGACGCGCAGGAGGAGGCGCAGGAGGACGCGCUGGAGGAGGCGACAGCAGGGGGUUCCGCUUCCUCUAGUUCGUCCAGCGUCUACUUGCGAGGUCCCGCGAGCCUCCCUCAGCGACCGAUACCUCGUGAGAGACGCCCGCUGAUUCGACCCGAGGGGGAAAAGAACUGGACGAUUGUGGCGAGUGGAGGUGCUCACACACGCCAAGUCAAUGGCAUCCUCGGUCUUCUGUGCAAGGAGCACUUCCCUGGCCUGGUUGAGUACGCCGGAGUGACGGGGCCGGCCUACUCGUUUGACCACUACGCCGCUGCCCCCGAUGCUGCAGAUCGGGCCCGCAGGGUAUUCAACAACAAGGCGGAGCGGGUGAAGCAAGAGCUGUGGGAUUUCUUUAGAUGCCAGGACGGACAUGAGGCCAGGGCGGAUGCGGUGGCUACCAAAUGCUGCAAAAAACUCAUCGUGGACAUGCAUUACGAGGCGCGCAUCCAGGCCGUCGUAACUUACCACGGGACCGUCGUUGGAACGAAGGUCACCAAAAGGGACGCAAGAACCAUGACGCUGACCCGGGACCAGUACCUGCAGGUAAAUACAGAACAUUAAUACUGAUUCCUUUUGAGAUUAA